AUUAGAAUUUUUCGUUUAAUUUUUGAAAAUGAAUGAUAAAGAUAAUCCACUUCAUAUAACGUGGUGUAAUCGUGUACGAUUUCCACCAUUAAAUCAACACAAUGUUCUUACAUAUUUUGCUGAUAAAAGUAACCCGUUCUAUGAUCAUACAUGUAAUAAUGAACAUCUUAAAAUGAGAAAUCUACAUCCACGUGAAUUGGAAAAAAUGAAAGGAAUCGAAUACAUUCUGUUACAUAGUAAAGAACCGAUAUUGUUCGUUAUACGUAAACAGCAACGACAUUCACCGACAUAUGUAGUACCAAUAGCUAAUUAUUAUAUAAUCGCCGGUGUUAUAUAUCAGGCACCGGAUCUUAAAUCAAUUAUUGAAUCCAAAUUAUUGACAACAAUUUAUUCAUUACAAUCGGCAUUCGAAGAAUGCUUGAAUUAUGCACGUUUUCAUCCAUCCAUCGAUUAUACAUGGAUAUUUGAUCGCGAUAAUUCCAAUGAUAUGAUGAUUAAUUUUAAAGAAGAUGGACAAUCAAAUGAUAAUAAUCAUGAAAAUGGUAAAGAUUCAUCAUCCAGCACCAGUAAUCAUAAUAAUAAAAACACCAGUAGCAAAGAAACAUUCAUAAUUGAUGGUAAUAAUCAGAUGCGAUUACGUUAUCGUGAAAGUGUUGAUGGAUUAUUAUGGCAUCUAUUGCAAAAAUUUCCACCCAAUCCUAUUGGUGGUGGUGAACAAAAACAAUUGACCAUUCAAUCAUCGAAUACUAAUAUUAAUCAACAGCAGAUUGAUUCACAGCAAACAAAUUCAUCAUCAUCUAAACAACAAUCGACAACAGCAACAACUAAUGGAUCGACAAUUAAAAUGGAAGAUGAUCAUGAUCAUAGCGUCAUUGGUGGCGGAUUUAAUAAUGAACAGCAACGAGUGAAAACGGGACAAAAAUCUACAGCAUCGAUGAUGAUGAUGAAAAAACCAAAAUUAAAUUAAUUAAUUAAUAAUCAA
This is a messenger RNA of Dermatophagoides farinae (American house dust mite), 982 nucleotides long. RefSeq names its product mediator complex subunit 6 (gene MED6). Gene Ontology annotation, cellular component: mediator complex. Gene Ontology annotation, biological process: regulation of transcription by RNA polymerase II. Lineage: Eukaryota; Metazoa; Arthropoda; Arachnida; Sarcoptiformes; Pyroglyphidae. Gene Ontology annotation, molecular function: transcription coregulator activity. The record is from RefSeq and is a predicted model, not a curated record.